Eubalaena glacialis (North Atlantic right whale) is the source of this 392-nucleotide messenger RNA. Its product is annotated as cyclin-dependent kinases regulatory subunit 2-like. Gene Ontology annotation, biological process: regulation of mitotic cell cycle. NCBI's taxonomy places the organism in Eukaryota, Metazoa, Chordata, Mammalia, Artiodactyla, Balaenidae. The transcript has a single exon. Gene Ontology annotation, cellular component: SCF ubiquitin ligase complex; cyclin-dependent protein kinase holoenzyme complex. Gene Ontology annotation, molecular function: protein kinase binding; cyclin-dependent protein serine/threonine kinase activator activity; ubiquitin binding. The record is from RefSeq and is a predicted model, not a curated record. Bases 23 to 385 code for a protein of 120 amino acids.
CUAACAGUUGGAUUUAGGGCCAAUGAAUGCGAAUAUUGAAAACAUAUUUCAGAGUCGAGUCGUUGCCUUACCCGACUUGGACGUGUCUCUCGCCUGCGUCCACUCUUCGCGUCCUGUCAUUCCAGUCUUGUGCUGCCCAGUGCCCGCCCGCAGGAUGGCCCAUGAGCAGAUCUGCUACUCGGACAAGUACUUCGAUGAGCACCACGGGUACUGGCAUGUCAUGUUACCCAGAGAACUUUCCAAACAAGUACCCAAAACCCAUCUGAUGUCUGAGGAGGAGUGGAGGAGACUUGGGAGUCUAGGCUGGGUUCAUUACACGAUUCAUGAGCCAGAAGCACACCUUCUUCGCUUCAUACGACCUCUUCCAAAAGGUCAACAAAAAUGAAGUAUAU